UAAAUUAUAUUACAAUUUACAACAUAAAACUCACUCGAUUUUUUUUCAACUUUUAUUUUACAUUAAAGUGCAAAACUGCGAUAGUAAUCAUUGUAACAUUUUACAAGACCGUAAAUGUGUUAAAGGAAGAUAACUUUUAAUAGACGUCGAAAUAUUGAUUUAAAGAUGUGGCCUUUAUUAUUACGGUUUUUACGAACAAAUGCACCAUAUAUUACAUUGCCUGUCGCGGCUGUAGUUGGAGUUAUAGGUUAUAAUAUAGAAGGACUAUUAUCUGAUAAAUACACUCCAUAUUCAAAACCAAUUCAAGAUCAAAGAGUAGAUAGAUUAGAGGAUGAACUAUUGAAAGAUCCAACAAAUGUGCAAAAAUUAAAAUAUAAAGCUAAUGUAUUAGAUAAAAAUGUAUCGCCUUCUUUACAAAAAGAUUAGUUGUUUUUAGGUUAUGUUAAAGUUAGUCAAUUUCUGUUUAUGUUAAUAUAUUAUAUAAUAUUUUC
Molecule: messenger RNA, 491 nt
Organism: Pieris rapae (cabbage white)
Lineage: Eukaryota; Metazoa; Arthropoda; Insecta; Lepidoptera; Pieridae
Product: small integral membrane protein 12
Exons: 3
Coding region: 166-426 (86 amino acids)
Source: RefSeq, a predicted model, not a curated record